AUCCUUUAAAAAGAAGAACGGAGGUUAUCCACGUCAGUGUGGUUCAUCACAUGGCUAUUUGAAAAUCAAGGUUUGGCAAGAAAUGUCCGCCCACACAUCCGCUUCAGUCUGUUCCGAUGGCAAUCUUAACUGUCAGGACUGUCAGUCUUGCAUACAAAUGGAGGCCAAGACUGUCAUCAGAUAAUUGGAGCUGCAGCCUCCAAGACUUGCUGAAGACUUUUGAGAAACCCAAGCCAGUCAUAUGAGAUGUGAAUUAGCUAAAUGAAAAAUUAGAAACUUGAGUAACGGCAUCAUUACAGAGGACUGACCAGCACCACCCUCUCUCACAUAACCUUUGAGGUUUGAGUGCUCCUCUUUCAGUCUGAUUUUGCUCCUCUGCCUCACACACCUUCAUCUACCAGCUCUGCUCUCCAGCCCAGGCAGAGUGGACCUGUCCCUCUCCCCAGGCCUCGCGCACUCCCAUCGACGGCCCGCUCUGGCGGUGUGUUGGUGUACGAUGGUGCGGUGGGACACUGAGGGCUGCCGCGGGGGACUGUGAUGUCAGAGACCAACAGCCCGGGCGAGAGCCGGCGUGGCGCUCCCAGAUUCUUCGUGGGCUGCGAGGAGGAUGAGAGCGAGGUCCUGGAAGAUAGCAUGAGGACAGACAUGGAGCUGUAUGAGGACGACGAAGACGCAGACUCGCCCCCGGAGCGACAGAUUGUUGUAGGGAUCUGCUGCAUGAUGAAGAAGUCCAAGUCUAAGCCAAUGACCCAGAUCCUGGAGAGGCUGUGUAAGUUCGAGUACAUCACUGUGGUCAUCUUCCCCGAGGACGCCAUCCUCAAUGAGACCGUGGACAAAUGGCCUCUCUGUGACUGCCUCAUCUCCUUCCACUCCAAGGGAUUCCCGCUGGACAAGGCGGUGAGCUAUGCCAAACUGAGAAACCCUAUGCUCCUCAAUGACCUGAACAUGCAGUACUACAUACAGGACAGGAGAGAAGUGUAUCGCAUCCUGCAGGAGGAAGGGAUUGAUCUACCGCGCUAUGCUGUGCUGAACCGUGACCCAGAUAAACCAGAUGAGUGUAACCUGGUGGAAGGAGAGGACCACGUGGAGGUGAACGGAGAGAUAUUCCAAAAGCCUUUUGUUGAGAAGCCUGUCUGCGCUGAGGACCACAACGUCUACAUCUACUACCCCACCUCUGCUGGCGGUGGCAGCCAGCGACUUUUCAGAAAGAUCGGGAGCCGGAGCAGUGUGUACUCACCAGAGAGCAGCGUGAGGAAGACGGGCUCUUACAUCUAUGAAGAGUUCAUGCCAACAGAUGGCACCGAUGUUAAGGUGUACACUGUGGGCCCUGACUACGCUCAUGCUGAGGCUCGGAAGUCCCCUGCUCUGGACGGGAAGGUGGAGAGAGACAGCGAGGGGAAGGAGGUCCGCUACCCCGUCAUGCUCUCAGCCAUGGAGAAACUGGUGGCCCGGAAGGUCUGCCUAGCAUUCAAGCAAACCGUGUGUGGCUUCGAUCUUCUCCGAGCCAAUGGACACUCCUAUGUGUGUGAUGUCAAUGGUUUCAGUUUUGUGAAGAACUCAAUGAAGUACUAUGACGACUGCGCCAAGAUCCUCGGGAACAUCGUGAUGCGUGAGCUGGCUCCUCAGUUUCAGAUUCCUUGGUCCAUCCCUACUGAGGCAGAGGACAUCCCUAUUGUUCCCACUACGUCAGGGACCAUGAUGGAGCUACGCUGUGUCAUCGCUGUCAUCCGACACGGAGACAGAACGCCCAAACAGAAGAUGAAGAUGGAAGUUCGCAACCCCAUGUUCUUUGAUCUAUUUGAAAAAUAUGGAGGAUACAAAACUGGGAAAUUAAAGCUGAAGAAGCCAAAACAACUGCAGGAGGUGCUGGACAUCACACGCCAGUUGUUAGCAGAACUGGGACAGCACAAUGACUGCGAGAUAGAAGAGAAGAAGUCCAAACUGGAGCAGCUGAAGACUGUUCUGGAAAUGUAUGGCCAUUUCUCGGGGAUCAACAGAAAAGUGCAACUAACUUACCUGCCCCAUGGGCAGCCUAAAACCUCAAGUGAGGAAGAAGACACGCGUAAGGAAGGUCCAUCUCUGCUGCUGGUGCUGAAGUGGGGAGGAGAGCUGACUCCUGCUGGCAGAGUUCAGGCUGAGGAGCUGGGAAGGGCUUUCCGCUGUAUGUACCCCGGAGGUCAAGGAGACUAUGCUGGAUUUCCAGGCUGUGGGUUACUGCGGUUACAUAGCACCUACAGGCACGACCUGAAGAUAUAUGCGUCCGAUGAAGGCCGGGUGCAGAUGACGGCAGCAGCUUUUGCAAAGGGUUUGCUGGCUCUGGAGGGUGAGCUGACACCCAUCCUGGUGCAGAUGGUGAAGAGCGCCAACAUGAACGGACUGCUGGACAACGACAGCGACUCGCUGAGCAGCUGCCAGCACCGCGUCAAGGCCCGACUCCACGAGAUUCUGCAGAAGGACAGGGACUUCAACGACGAGGAUUUCGACAGGCUGGCCCCGACCUCUAGUGACUCUUUGGUGAAUUCAAUGAAGAUAGUUGAGAACCCAGUGGCCACAUGUGACCAGGUCUACGCCCUCAUUCAGAGCCUCACCUCCCAGAUCCGCAAGAGGAUGGAAGACCCCAAGUCAGCUGACCUGCAGCUGUACCACAGUGAGACACUGGAGCUAAUGCUGCAGCGCUGGUCCAAACUCGAGAGAGACUUCCGCAUGAAGAACGGCCGCUACGACAUCAGUAAAAUACCUGACAUAUACGACUGUGUGAAGUACGAUGUCAUCCAUAACUCUACUCUGGGCCUGGAGGACACACUGGAGCUGUUCAGACUGUCCCGAGCUUUGGCCGACAUCGUCAUCCCACAGGAAUAUGGCAUAAAUAGAGUGGAGAAAUUGGACAUAGCAUACACCCACUGCCUCCCACUGGUCAGAAAGAUCCAGCUUGACCUGCAGAGGACCCACGAGGACGAGUCUGUCAACAAACUGCACCCUCUGUACUCUCGCGGAGUGAUGUCUCCUGGGCGCCAUGUCAGGACACGUUUAUAUUUCACGAGUGAGAGUCACGUCCACUCCCUGCUCAGCAUUUUCCGCUAUGGAGGCUUGCUCGAUGAGGAGAAGGACCAGCAGUGGAAGCGUGCCAUGGAUUACCUCAGUGCUGUCUCUGAACUCAACUACAUGACUCAGAUUGUCAUCAUGCUGUAUGAGGACAACAAUAAGGACCUGGCCUCUGAGGAACGCUUCCACGUAGAGCUUCACUUCAGCCCUGGUGUCAAAGGCGUUGAGGAGGAAGAGAACGCACCAACCGGCUUUGGCUUCAGGCCCGCUUCUGCAGAGGUAGCACGGCAGAACGGGCAGAAACAGACCGACCCCGGCAGCAUGGAGGACCUCUCACGAGAUGAGACCGACCGCGCCGUGCCGCUGUCUGAGCCAAUCACCAUUCAGAGGAGGUCCCCGCUCAUACGCAACCAUAAGACUGGAUCCAUGGAGGUUUUGUCAGAGACAUCAUCCUCCAAAGUAGGCAGUUAUCGCCUCUUCUCGUUAUGCUCACGUCAAUCCCCCGAGAUGAAACAAAGUGGAUUAGGCUCUCAGUGCGCCGGGCUCUUCAGCACCACUGUCCUAGGUGGGUCCUCUAGCGCCCCUAACCUGCAGGACUACGCACGCGCACAUCGCAAAAAAUUCUCCACCGGCAGUCUGUCCUACAAAGACGAGUUGUUGUCUAUGCCGGCAGUAAAACGAUUUUCUGUGUCGUUUGCAAAGUAUCCGACUAAUGGAACAAAAGAUGACACAUCCGCCAUAGCAGUGGCUCCACCUGUCUGGUGCACUGCAAAAGAGCCCUUGGAAGAGCACCGUGUGGCCCAGUUGUUGAGGCAUUUCUCCACCGACCUCAGUCUGGGCUGCCACCUCUCUCUGGACGGGGCGCUGGCCCACCACCUACACCAGUGCUCCUACCACCUCCGCCUCUUCCGAAACUGGCUCAUCUCCGGCCAAGAACCCCUAGAGUACCUCCACGGCUUCGAAGGCUGCUCCAUGGUGCCCUCCAUCUAUCCGCUGGAAACGCUGCAUAACUCGCUGUCACUCAAACAGGUCAACGAGUUCCUCACCGGUGUGUGUGAGAGCGCAGGGGAUCCACACACGAGGACCACCAGAGCUCUGUCAGCCAUGUUUGACACACACAACCAGCCGUCAGUGGACUCGUACAUACCUCAGAGAGUCUCUUCCUCCAUCGCUCUCAGAUCUCGUUCUGACAGGCCUCCUUGGUACAGCAGCGGUCCAUCCAGCACAGUAUCCAGCGCUGGGCCGUCUUCUCCCACCACAGCUGACACUUCCCCACGCUUCAGUUUCAGUGAUAAGAUCUGCCUCACCCCUCAGAGCAGCGAGGAAACUCACUCCUCUCAAAACAUUUCCACUCAGCUGGUGCCCGCCUUCGUGUCACAAGGCCUUGACCCAACCUCCAUCCUCGCCGAAGUCCCUCUGACGCCUAAUAACUCACCGGAAGAAGAUGCUGAGCUCUGCGCUGCUACGAGUCACCAGCCUGAUGAUCCUGAGCACGCACAGCAAGGGCCAGAGGUGGCUUCUGCAGCCGUGGAUAUUUCACCGCCCUGCUCUGCGUUAGCGGAGCUCGCUCUGGCUCGGAUGGAGGGCUACUGCCUCCCAGGCUCUCUGCCCGUGCUGCUGGAGCUCCGAGAGAGCAGCAGUGAGGCGGGCUCCAGCUCCCAGACGCCCCUGUCUCCGGAGGGGCCAGACGAGUUCUUUGACACUCAGGAGUCGAUGGAGUUGUGGAUGGACAGUCCAGAAAGCAUCCCCCACCCUGAGACGCCUCUAGAGGUCGUAGCCACUCACCCAGUGGAGCCGUAGAGCGCGGCGACCUUCAGAACAACAGAUCUGUCACAAACUACUGUAACUGUAACUCACCCUUGUUGUCGAUCAUGAGCAGUGAGGCAUUGUACUGUUACAGCUGCCCGGCUCCUCUCGCUCGACGACGACUGUGUGUUGAGUAAUAAUGAAUGGGCAGCUGAUCCUCACACUAGGCUCUGUGUCGGAGAAUCAUAUGACAAUGCCAUACGUGCUGUUCAUUGCCUUUUAGAAAGCACACUAGGGGCGCGCCAGUGACUCCACCGAGCCUCCUCUGACAGUCCACUGGUUCAUCUGUCUGUAAAGAUGUAGGGCGCCGCUUUAUUGUCAAACUCUCUGUUACUGCCGCUUAUAUUCUGUUACACAAUCCCUUUUCGUAAAGCUGCAUUAAUCAUUUUUUUAUCCACUAGCAGGACGAGACGUCACCUUAUAAAGUUAUGUUAUAGCAAAGUGUUACAAAUCCAGCAGACGCAGAACUAACAUGAUCAUGCCAUUGGAGUCCUGUUUCUCCACAUGAUGAAUUGAAGUCCACUAUUCUCCUUUAAGCUCUGAUUUGCUCUCCACAAACUCCUGAGCGCUAAUCGUACAGGAAAUGUGCUGUUCAAGUAAAUUGAGCUUAAAGAAAAAGAGUUUUCACAUUUUAUGUGUUCAAUUGAUUCAUAGUGACCAAGAAGAUAUUGAUUAAUGGAUUUUUAAAUUGUGUAAAAUCUGUCUUGCGUCUUUCUUACCUUUAGCCUUUACCCUUGCAGUCGUGAAGUUUUCACAUUACCAGCUUUCAUAACAUCCAUCACAAUCCGGUGACGGGUAUCAGGGUACGUGUCGUGGCAUUGGGGCAAGUUUCCUUCGUUUGUUCUGGGAUACAGUGACUUACAGACUUACUCUUAUGAGAAACGCAGGAAAUGACUCGCCGUACAAAUACAAUCUAUUGCUCUUCUGCUCUUCGUCAUACGCCAGCGUUCGUUCUGUGCUGAGCUUCUGUGGCGCUUCAUGUUUAGUACCUGCAUCUGUGAUUU
Molecule: messenger RNA, 5852 nt
Organism: Cottoperca gobio
Lineage: Eukaryota; Metazoa; Chordata; Actinopteri; Perciformes; Bovichtidae
Gene: ppip5k1a
Product: diphosphoinositol pentakisphosphate kinase 1a
Exons: 32
Coding region: 538-4842 (1434 amino acids)
Biological process (GO): inositol phosphate biosynthetic process; inositol metabolic process
Cellular component (GO): cytosol
Molecular function (GO): inositol hexakisphosphate kinase activity; 5-diphosphoinositol pentakisphosphate 1-kinase activity
Source: RefSeq, a predicted model, not a curated record